Messenger RNA from Schistocerca nitens (vagrant locust), 723 nucleotides. Its product is annotated as insulin-like peptide receptor. Bases 1 to 723 code for a protein of 240 amino acids. The record is from RefSeq and is a predicted model, not a curated record. The transcript has 4 exons. NCBI's taxonomy places the organism in Eukaryota, Metazoa, Arthropoda, Insecta, Orthoptera, Acrididae.
AUGGCAGUAGUAUGGCAAGACAAUGAAAACAAUGAGGCAAGAAAGCCAACACUACAAGAGGUCUCCCAGGCUGUGCUCAAGUCAAAAAACAAUCGAGCCCCUGGGAAAGACAGCAUAAUGGCUGAAUUAAUAAAAACUGGUGUGUGCCAGUCGGUGGACGUGCGCAACUCCGUGGAGGGCCUGGAGCGGCUGCGCGGCUGCGCCGUGGUCGAGGGCUUCGUGCAGAUCGUGCUGAUCGACGGCGCCGACGAGGAGAGCUGGGAGGGCGUGUCGUUCCCCGAGCUGCGGGAGGUCACCGACUACCUGCUGCUGUACCGCGUCGACGGCCUGCGCUCGCUCGCCGCGCUCUUCCCCAACCUGGCCGUCAUCCGCGGCAACAACCUCUUCCUCAACUACGCGCUCGUCGCCUUCGAGAUGAUGCACCUGCACGAGCUGGGCCUGCACUCUCUGACGGACAUCCUGCGCGGCGGCGUGCGCCUGGAGAAGAACCCGCUGCUCUGCUACGCUGACUCCAUCGACUGGAACCGCAUCGCGCCCGCCGGCAAGGACGCCCACUACAUCGGCGCGAACCGGCCCAAGAACGAGUGUCCGAUGCUGUGUCCCCGGGCGCCGCAGUGCCCACGCUCCGCCGCCGGGGAGCCGCUCUGCUGGAACAGCAACCACUGCCAGAAGAGUGAGUACCAACAGCGGCAGCAAGCAGCGAGCGUCACACGCCGAGGUUGA